Messenger RNA from Dothidotthia symphoricarpi CBS 119687, 828 nucleotides. RefSeq lists its product as uncharacterized. Gene Ontology annotation, cellular component: mitochondrion. Bases 1 to 828 code for a protein of 275 amino acids. Lineage: Eukaryota; Fungi; Ascomycota; Dothideomycetes; Pleosporales; Dothidotthiaceae. Gene Ontology annotation, biological process: mitochondrial electron transport, succinate to ubiquinone; protein-FAD linkage; tricarboxylic acid cycle. The transcript has 2 exons. The record is from RefSeq and is a predicted model, not a curated record.
AUGCCAUCCUCACGACUAAUCACCCGCUCUUCACGAGCUCUUCUCACAUUCCAACGCCCAACUUAUCGCUGCCUCAGCGUCUCCGCAGCUCGCAACAAUGAGUUUGAGGCUCUCAACAAGCGUACCAACGACACCUCAGAAGCAUAUCGCAAAUUCCAGAAGGAAAAGCCAUUGAAUCCGCAUCUGACGAACACCACGUCCACUAUCGCAAAUGCGAUGCCAUCUGUUGGCAACGAUGCGCCACCGCCUGAGCUCAUCACAAACGUCGAUCCCAAAUUCACGCCCAAGGAUUCUGUGCCAGAGAAUACGCACAGGAUGACGGGAGGUGCGCAGAGUAGCAAAGCAGAUCAGAGCCGCAAACGGGGCACCCUAGAAAGUGAUCUCCUUCUCAGCACCUUCGCUGACGCCAAACUUGCCACUAUGUCUACCUCCCUCAUGAAGCAAUACGACAUCUUCCUCGACGAAAACGACUGGGACAUAUACUACUGGGCGACGCAAGUGCCUUCUCAGACCUCUCUUGAGACGGCGGAGGGCGCAGGCGGCGACCUUGCUACUGCGGCGGCGCAGGGCAAAGAUAUUCAGACGAAGGACGAGUGGAAGCGGGAACCUGCUACUGGGGAAUGGGCGCAGACUGUGGGCACGUUCAAGCCAGCAUACCGACCUGUGCCAAGUCGGUGGAAGGGCAGUGAGAUCUUAUCGUUGCUGAGGCGUCAUGUUAAGGAAAGGAGUGCGGGCGGUGUUAUGGAAGGCGAGGGGGCGACGAAGGCCGAAACAGAAGGUAAGGGGUUGGGAAUGAUGCCUCCUAUUCGGAACUUCGAUCAGGCUUAG